AGUUUUUUCUUAUCACCUUAUAACCCAUGUCGAGCAAUCCGAAAGAUAGAAAAUCAGAAAAACUGACGGUGGAUAUGUCUGAGUUUCCGUUACUCCUGAAGGGAUACGACAAACUGCACAUCAGAACGGGUCAUUUUACGCCCAUUCACGCCGGCUACGAACCGCUGAAACGCCCCUUAGAGGUCUACAAAAGAUACGGCGUGAUCAAUUUAGACAAGCCGUCAAACCCAUCUUCUCACGAGGUAGUGGCUUGGGUGAAGAAAAUUUUGAGAGUCAAGAAAACAGGACACAGCGGAACACUAGAUCCCAAAGUGACGGGAUGUCUGGUUGUUUGCAUAGAACAGUCAACUCGAUUGGUUAAAUCUCAACAGAAAUCCGGCAAGCAAUAUAUCGCUGUUGCUAGAUUGCAUGAUGUGGCAACGGAAUCAGACGUGUUGAAAGCUUUAGAAACUCUUCGAGGUGCUCUGUACCAGCGCCCCCCUAUCAUUUCUGCAGUGAAACGUCGCCUACGCGUCAGAACUAUCUAUGACUCCAAGUUGUUGGACUUCAACCCAGAGCAAAAAUUGGCGUGUUUCAAAAUUGAUUGUGAGGCAGGAACUUAUAUCAGAACUUUCUGCGUUCACCUUGGGCUUCUUUUAGGAACGGGCGCACAUAUGCAAGAACUCCGACGUUCCAGGUCAGGAAUCGUGAGCGAAGAUUCCGGACUCGUCACAAUGCAUGACAUACUAGACGCUCAAUGGCUUUACGACCAUACGAACGACGAAACUUACCUCAGGCGCGUAAUUCGACCCCUGGAAUACCUUCUGACGGGGUUCAAGAGAAUCGUAGUCAAAGAUAGCGCGGUUUGUUCUAUCUGCUACGGAGCAAAACUCAUGAUUCCAGGAGUGCUGCGCUUCGAAGACGGAAUAAGUUUAGACGAAGUCGUCGUCCUCAUUACCACAAAGGGCGAAGCUAUCGCACUCGCCAUAGCUCAAAUGACGGCCGUCGUCAUGGCAACGUGCGAUCACGGCGUCGUGGCGAAAACGAAAAGAGUCAUCAUGGACAGAGAUGUGUAUCCUAGAUCGUGGGGUCUGGGACCCUACGCACAACUCAAAAAAAAAAUGAUCGCCGAUGGAAAACUCGACAAAUACGGAAAACCAAACGAAAACACGCCAAAGGACUGGAUUCAAAGCUACGUUGACCUCAGUGGAAAUAAAGGCAACGAUCACCUUGUCAUGUCUACCACUACUACUAUACAGCCUGUUUUACAAGACCAACCAGACGUCAACUCAGAAAAAGAUGAUGGUAAAAAGAAAAAACACAAGAGAAAACAUAAACAUCACCUAUCGGAAACGUCAAACGAAAAUGACGAACCCAAACCAAAAAAGCGAAAAUCAAAGACUUAAAACUGUA
This is a messenger RNA of Schistocerca gregaria, 1392 nucleotides long. RefSeq lists its product as uncharacterized. Gene Ontology annotation, molecular function: pseudouridine synthase activity; RNA binding. Gene Ontology annotation, cellular component: box H/ACA snoRNP complex. The record is from RefSeq and is a predicted model, not a curated record. The coding region runs from base 27 to 1385 and encodes 452 amino acids. NCBI's taxonomy places the organism in Eukaryota, Metazoa, Arthropoda, Insecta, Orthoptera, Acrididae. Gene Ontology annotation, biological process: mRNA pseudouridine synthesis; box H/ACA sno(s)RNA 3'-end processing; rRNA pseudouridine synthesis. The transcript is spliced from 3 exons.